Messenger RNA from Akanthomyces muscarius, 2841 nucleotides. RefSeq lists its product as uncharacterized. Gene Ontology annotation, cellular component: nucleus. Gene Ontology annotation, biological process: mRNA 3'-end processing. The record is from RefSeq and is a predicted model, not a curated record. The transcript is spliced from 3 exons. Bases 1 to 2841 code for a protein of 946 amino acids. NCBI's taxonomy places the organism in Eukaryota, Fungi, Ascomycota, Sordariomycetes, Hypocreales, Cordycipitaceae. Gene Ontology annotation, molecular function: protein binding; mRNA binding.
AUGACGUCUGACGAAGGAUCAUGGGAAAAGGGCGACUCAGCAGCACCAGAAGAAGAUCAACCCGAGUAUGACGAAUCGCAGACUGACAACACGGCUGAGACUCCCUAUGACCCAGGCCAUAUCCAGGACGAUGGCAGCGAUGAUGGCGCAGACUAUGAUCCCGAAUCAGUUGGCAUGGAACCUGAUGUUGCCCCUGCUGAAGCGGCGCCACUGUCGCCUCCUCGCCCAGUGUCCAAGCCCAAAAUGUCUGGAGGUUUCAUUGUCGAGGCCUCUGACGAGGAGGAAGAAUCUACGCCUGCCCAAAACGCGCCGACCAGCAACAACGCUACCAGCACGGCCGCCACCCCUGCGCCUGUGCCAGAGGGCUUUGCGCAUAUACCUCCUGGCAUGGCCGGCCUCGACCCGGUCACCCUGCUCGAGGCUCGAAUCAAAGAGGACCCACGAGGAGAUAUGGAUGCAUGGCUGAAUCUCAUGGCGGAACAUCGGAGUCGCAGCAGGCUCGAUGAAUUGCGCAAAGUCUUCCAUCGCUUUUUGGAGGUGUUUCCCCAGGCGGGCGAUAUCUGGGUUCAAUGGAUCGAACUCGAACUAGGACUCGACAACUUCGUCGAUGCUGAGCAGCUUUUCGGUCGCUGCUUAAUGACAGUUCCCAACGUCAAACUCUGGACCGUCUACCUCAACUAUAUCAGACGCCGCAACGACUUGACAAACGAUCCUGCCGGCCAAGCAAGGCGAACAGUCACUCAAUCAUAUGAAUUUGUCAUUGACAAUAUUGGCGUUGAUAGGGAUUCUGGUGAUGUGUGGCUGGAUUACGUCCAGUUCAUCAAGAACGGACCUGGCCAGAUUGGUGGUACUGGCUGGCAGGACCAGCAGAAGAUGGACCAGCUGCGCAAGGUCUAUCAUCGCGCCAUCAAUAUACCCAUGUCCACUGUCAAUACCUUGUGGAAAGAGUAUGACCAGUUUGAGAUGGGUCUCAACAAAGUCACUGGUCGCAAGUUCAUUCAAGAGCGCUCACCUGGCUACAUGUCCGCCAAGAGUGGCAACAUUGCUCUCGACAACAUCACGAGGUCGCUACACCGAGUCAACCUGCCGCGUCUUCCAGCGGCUCCUGGAUUUGAUGGCGAUACUGCAUACAGAGAGCAGGUCGAGCUAUGGAAGAGGUGGAUUGCGUGGGAAAAGGACGACCCCCUGGUUUUAAAGGAGGAGGACCUCAAGGCAUACACCCAUAGAGUCAUGUAUUGCUACAAGCAAGCUCUGAUGGCUCUGCGCUUCUGGCCAGAGAUGUGGGUCGAUGCUGCAGAGUGGUGCUUCCAAAACGAUAUCCGAGAAAACGAAAGCGACAUGGGCACGCAGUUCCUCGUUCAAGGUAUCGCAGCAAACCCGCAGAGUGUCUUGCUCGCCCUCAAAUACGCCGACCACGUUGAAGCGACAUACCCGGGCAAAGAAGGCGACAAAACCGAAUACGCUCAGGCCGUUCGCAAACCCUACGAUGCCGUACUAGACACUCUAUAUGGCAUGGGCGACAAGGUCAAGGAACGAGAGAAACUUGAAGUCUCAACCCUCAAGCAGGCAGCUGCUCAAGACCCAGAAAUGCAGCAGUCUAUCGAACGCGAGGACGAUGAUAACGACAAGCCAAGACUGACUGCAGGCGAGGAGCGUAUCAAGGCUAUUCAGCAGGCGUACGCGGGCGAGAGUCAGCUUCUCUCUCGAACCAUAUCCUACAUUUGGAUUGCUCUUGCGCGCGCAAUGAGACGAAUUGAAGGCAAAGGCAACCAAACGGAAGGCGGCCUUCGCAAAGUAUUCACAGAUGCUCGACACAAGGGCCGCCUCACCAGCGAUGUGUAUGUCGCCGUUGCUCUUCUAGAGUCAGUUGUAUACAAAGAUCCUGUCGGCGCCAAGAUCUUCGAACGUGGUGCUCGUCUUUUCCCCAAUGACGAGGAAUUCAUGGUCGAGUACCUCAAAUUUCUUCAUUCAAAGGAUGAUACCACAAACGCCCGCGUCGUAUUUGAAACUUGCGUUAAUCGCCUAAUUUCAAAGCCCGAAACUCUGGCAAAGGCUCGCCCGCUCUACGCCUACUUCCACAAAUAUGAAUCCCAAUACGGCGAACUCUCACAGAUCUCCAAAUUGGAGGAACGCAUGGCAGAGCUUUUCCCCGAGGAUCCGAAAUUAAAAUCCUUCACGGAGCGAUUCUCUUCGGAUAGAUUCGACCCAGUUCAUACCCCGAUCAUCGUGUCGAAGGCUGUCCAGAUGCGUCCCAAGAGAGCCUUGCCCAUGAUUGAGGAGCCGAUCCCCCGCCAGGACAGCCCGGGCCCUGUGAAACAUGAGCAGAGCCCCCGGCCGCAGUUUGCUCGUGCGACCGCUUCUCCCAAGCGGCCAUUCGGCAUGGACGACGACGAACUGAACCCACCGAAACGUGUGGCUCGUGGUGUUUCCCCACUCAAGGGAGCUGCAGGGCGCCGCCUCGAUCAACAGCGACGCAACCAGACCUCGGCGCUGCACCGCGACAUUACCUUUCUCCUGGGUAUUCUACCCCCCGCGCACACGUACGAUUCACAACGUCUCAGUGCGUCCAACAUGGUUUCGCUUCUCCGUGACACCCCGUUGCCGGAUUACAUGUCUUGGAAAGCAGCCACAGGGGGUCAGUACAGGCAACCGACCCAGAUGCAUACGAGACAAGCAUCUGGCGAUUUUGCGCGUCCAAUCAGCCCGUACGGCCAGGUCCCGGGAUCAACCUCCGGAUACCGCAACUCUCCACUUGCAGGCGGCUACCAAGCGCCAGGCUCCAACUGGGGAGGCGGGCAGGGUAAUUACCCUCCUGGCCAAUACGGCGGCCAGCGCUACUAG